AUGGUGAGCGAGCCUUGGACUCGACUUUUUGAAGCAACAAGGGUAUCCAACCUCCCUCGGAUUGCUUCGGAUCAUGGACCGGUCCUUGUCCGAUGUAAAUUGAUGAACAACAGUGAGGGGGGUAGAGCCUUCCGGUUCCAAAAUAUGUGGACCCGACACGAGGGCUUUAUCAACCUGGUCCAUGAAGACUGGGGAAUUCCCACGGAGGCAGAGGGACUACUCAACCUGAAGAUCAAACUCGCUAGGACCAAGAAGACCCUCAAGAGGUGGAAUAAAGAGGUUUUUGGGAACAUUCAUGCCAACCUCCGGGAGAGUGAAGGAAGAAUUGCCGUGGCCCAGGCAGAAUUUGAGGCAAACCCCGCCCCCCGGAAUCGAGCGGAUCUUAACAAAGAUGUCGCGAAUUACAUCCUCUUACUUAAAAUGGAAGAGGACUUUUGGAGACAAAAAGCAGCCCUUAGGUGGCUCGAGGAUGGGGACAAGAAUACCAAAUUCUACCAAAGUUGGGUGAAGCAAAAGAGGAUUCGACUGCGAAUCCACAAGAUUAAGGACAACGGGGAGGAAAUUACGGAUGAGAAAGAAGUCCGAGACUCGGCCGUUAACUUCUUCCAACAUCUCUUGGCGCCGGAUCAUCCGGAGCUCAUGGAACCGGACCUUGACAUAAUUAGACAAUUGCCACAGUCGGAGCAACUCGAGGGGAUGUCCACCCCCCCGGAUAAGGAUGAAGUUAAGCGAGCUGUCUUUGAUAUUGCGGGUAAUAGUGCUCCUGGCCCGGAUGGCUACACAGCCACGUUCUACCAAUCAUGCUGGGGCAUAGUAGGGGCAGAUGUGGUGGAUGCGAUUAGACAAUUUUUAGAGGGGGCCUUCCUUCCCCGAAGCAUCACUGCCACUAGUAUUGUGCUCAUUCCUAAGAAACCGGUACCGAAUACGUGGGGAGACUACUGGCCAAUUAGCCUAUGUAAUGUCAUUAACAAGGUAAUCACGAAGAUCCUCUUUGUGCUACGGCAAGGGGACCCCAUCUCCCCGGUGCUCUUUGUGCUUGCCGCCGACUACCUUUCGCGUGCUCUCGAUAAGGUGAUCCUGGGGAAGAAAGGGGUGACGUUCAAAGCCACCCGGGGAUGCAUGGAAAUCAGCCAUCUUGCCUAUGCGGACGACAUAAUCAUUUUCACUCAAGCAGCCCCAACCUCCCUCCGAAGACUAAAAGGAUGCUUGGACCAUUAUGCGGAGGUGUCGGGCCAACAAAUCAAUUUGUCCAAGAGUAAUUUUUACAUUGCCGAUGUCCAUGAAGAAUGGGCAAGCUCAAUUCAAAACGAGGGUGGCUUUUCCCAAGGUACAUUCCCCUUUCUAUACCUUGGUGUUCCUAUUUACCGUGGGGCGAAGCGAACUGAUAUGUUCAUGUUCUUGCGAGAGAAAAUUGCGGCUAGAAUAUCGGGAUGGGCACACCGACACCUCUCCUUUGGGGGAAGACUCACGCUCAUCAAGAGCACAUUGGAGGCGGUCCCAAUUCAUAUAUUCCAAGCUAUCGAGCCCACUUGUGGUGCCCUCAAGCAACUAGAUCAACAAUUGGCGCGGUUCUUUUGGGGAUCGACUAGUGAGAAGAAUAGAACCCACUGGAUCAGAUGGGAUCAAGCGUGCCUCCCCACGGCCGAAGGAGGCCUUGGCAUUCGUAAGUUUAAGGAGGUGCUUCGAGCCUUUAGUCUCAAAUUGUGGUGGAGGUUCCUGGAACAGAAUUCUUUAUGGGCAACAUACAUGAUGGCCAAAUAUUGCCGCAAACGCUCCCCCCUCACAAUUAGAGCGUCGGGUGGAAAUAGCUCGACUUGUAAGAGGAUCCUGAAGGUCCGAGCACAAGAAUCUUAG
Molecule: messenger RNA, 1854 nt
Organism: Salvia splendens (bonfire salvia)
Lineage: Eukaryota; Viridiplantae; Streptophyta; Magnoliopsida; Lamiales; Lamiaceae
Exons: 2
Coding region: 1-1854 (617 amino acids)
Source: RefSeq, a predicted model, not a curated record